Parnassius apollo (apollo) is the source of this 309-nucleotide messenger RNA. NCBI's taxonomy places the organism in Eukaryota, Metazoa, Arthropoda, Insecta, Lepidoptera, Papilionidae. The record is from the annotation of a GenBank genome assembly.
AUGAACGGAAGAGCGAGACGCAUAUUGUCUUUGAUUUCAGUACGAAAUGCUAGUUCUGAUGUUGGAUCCAGUAGUGAUGAUGAAGUCAGAGAUGUCGAGAGUUCACCAGCACCGUCUCUGGAUUCAUCAUUUGAAAAGAUCGACAUUCUCGGCAGCGCCAAUUCAUCGCCCAGUCCUUCGAAGCAAGAGGUGGAAUCACGUGUAGAAGACCUUUCUAAUGUGGAUCCAGAGACUUUUCAAGUUUCAAGUCACAUCUUUAGUUACACGUGGGCAAAGAAAACGUACUGGGAUAGGUAUUAUAAACUAUGA